Messenger RNA from Scophthalmus maximus (turbot), 3040 nucleotides. It is a transcript of the gene rasl10a, whose product is annotated as RAS-like, family 10, member A. The record is from RefSeq and is a predicted model, not a curated record. Lineage: Eukaryota; Metazoa; Chordata; Actinopteri; Pleuronectiformes; Scophthalmidae. Gene Ontology annotation, molecular function: GTP binding; GTPase activity. The coding region runs from base 680 to 1291 and encodes 203 amino acids. The transcript is spliced from 3 exons.
ACAAUGCUCGUGAGGCUCCAGAUGCCAGAUGCCUUCACUGGAGAUGCACGCAUGCGGGCAGUGUGGAUGGCCUCACCUCUCUCCAGUCACACAGAUGUGAACCGAUCGUUCUGCCAUCGGGGCGGUAAACGGGAUAUUAUGGGCUUGUAUCGAAUCCCCCCCCACGUGCAGAGCGUAUUUGCCAGGCUGGAGGCUGCGCGCCCGUGAUGGAGGAGCGCCGUGCUGGUGCAUCGCUGGAUGUGUGCGAGAGGAGGUCAGAGUCUGGAUGAGGUGAUGUCCGCGCGGAGACAACAAGGACGGACUUUACGCUUCCUCUCGGGGGGACGAGGUCGCCCGGGGAUGUCCCCUGACAACACAGAGUUCCUCCCGGUGUGUUGGAUUGCAGAGGCAAUCUGCACGAUCCUAUAGCCGAGCGUUGUUUUUGACUCUCUCCGAGCUGCGCGGCUGUUUUCCCUCCCACCUCCUGCCCGGAGAUAAAGUUUAUCCUCCGCUCGACGGCUGGCUGAUUUGUUCCGCCACGGACUCGGUUGGACCCGGUCGAGGUGACCUCGAGGCUGCUGGUGAAAGGGGCAGCAGGCGGAUUGAAUUCCAUCGCAGCCGCGACGCAGACGUUUUUCUGGACGGUCACGUCUGUCGUCGUCGCCGUCGCUGUCCAUGGUGCUGAACUCGAGCUCCAGGAAUGGUGGAGACGCUGAGCAUCGCGGUCAUUGGUGCUCCCGGGGUGGGCAAAACUUCUAUAAUCCGCCAGUUCAUCUAUAACGACUUCUCGGAGGUGCACACGCCGACCAGGACCAGAUCUGUGUACAGACCCUCCGUCAUACUGAACGGGAACAUGUAUGAGCUGAAGGUCCUGGACGUCCCGCCACUCUCCGCUUUUCCGUCCAGCUCCAGCCAGGAGUGGCUGGAUCUGCGCUGCAGAGGUGUUCGCAAUGCCAACGCCUACAUCCUGGUGUAUGACAUCUGUUGCGUGGAGAGCUUUGAAUACGUGAAAAUGAUCAGACAGCAGAUAGUCGAGCACAGGGAAGGCAGCAGCAGCGAGGUGCCGAUCCUUGUGGUGGGCAACAAGAGAGAUCUGCAGCGACAGCGCUUCAUGCCUCGCAGGGCAGUUUCAGUCCUGGUGAAGAAGACCUGGAAGUGUGGCUAUGUGGAGUGCUCUGCCAAGUUUAACUGGCAUGUCGUCCUGCUCUUCAAAGAGCUGCUGGGCAUCGCCGUGGCCCGGGGCAUGCGCCAGAACCACACCUCCAUCCGUCUGCAGGGGGCACUACAGAGGAAUCGCUGCACCAUCAUGUGACCAUGACAGCUGCCUCCACCCCUCUCACCUCAGGAGUGGAGAAAAGGACUUUGUAUCAAAAUGGCUGGAAAAAUACCCCGUGGCCUCCUGCUUUACUGAGCUGAUUUUUUCAUAAUGAGGUUUAUUAGACUCUUGCGCUUUAACAGACACUAAAAUAUCACACAUGGUCAUCCAACCACUUCCCUGUCAAAUUCUGCCAAAUGUGUAAAUGCAAGGAAAGAGGUAUGAGAGGAAACGGGAGGAAACCAACACGAUUGGCAUAGCAGUUAUUUUUCUCACUUUAACGAGCCAGUUAGGCAUUCGAGGCUGAGCUUCCUAAAAAUGACACGGCGGCAGGUCUUAUUGAGGAUUGUCUUGGGACUGUAGCCGAGCCUGGAAGGAUGCGAGCUGUUUUCUGAAUCUCAAAAUGGAGAGGCAGCAAUAUCAUCAAGUCUUCCUUUUAAUUUGUCAUAUUUAACAGUAAAUGCUCAUACCUGAAAUAGUUGGAUUCACGGUUGAUCAUAUAGAAUACAUGAAGAGAAAAUAAAUAUUUAUUUCUGGGGAGAUUAUCUGGAAAUGUGUAGAUAUGAUAAGAUGGUGUUCAAAUUUAGAAUGUGAGAAGCCCAUGUUUUUUUUUUCUCUCCCUGUCCCCAUUACAAACCUGGCCUAGGGUGAAAAACGGUUUGUUCAGGCGAAGGGUGUUUUAAGGUUGUCUUGCAGCAGAAACUACUGCAGUCCCUUAUCAUGAUGUACUGUACUGACUUUAAUCUGCCCCCUCCCCUCACUCAGUCUGUUUUGGAUGAAUACAUUAAAUCCAGAGAACUAGGGACCUGCAGGAGGCUGCAGAGCCUGACACGAGAACCUGCACACGCAAUGUGUGUGUGUGUGUGUGUGUGUGUGUGUGUGAGAGUGUGUGAGAGAGUGAGAGAGAGAGAGAGAGAGAGAGAGAGAGAGGGUGACAGGGGGGACAGGGGGGCAGGUUUAAAAGCUGACAUUCAGGCAAGCAAAGGAUGGACACAGCAAGACCAGAGACGGGUGUUGAAGCUUUGGAUUAGGACGGAGCAAUAAAAUCCUGCUGGGAUUUCCUGAUUAUAUGUACCAUCAUAUUAUAUCAAAAAUGCCUCAAACACAGUAGAUGUGAUCCACGUGUCCUCAGAUAUCCCGCAGGCGUGAGGAAGCAGAGGUCAGUGACUUCCUGCAUCACAGCCACACAGGGAACCUUGAUAAAGCUUUCAUAUCAGCAUCUAAAUAGUAUGUAAUUGGUAAUGUCGUGAGAUUAACAGUUGCUUCUUCAUUUGAAUAGGCCUAUAGCUAUAGGUACUUUGUGAAUAUGGCUGCACUGAAAGUAAGCAGACCUGUUUGUACAUAGGACGAUGAUUUAUAGAGUAAGUGACUUGCAUGCUUUUGUUGGUAGAGCCAACGGGUCAGGGUUUAAUUGCACUGAUGUGAAAAUGUGAUAUUGUGUUUAUUUUAUUUUUUUGUAAUACCACGGUUCUCUGAUGCUUUAAUGAGCAACUGAGUGGAGCGAGUGUGGUCGUUGUUCACUGGCAUGUGAGAGCACAAGCUCAUGAUUCUCUCCAAGAUGCAGUGUUGAACCCUUCAAUCAGGGCAGGCGGAUUUGUUAACUUUUUGUUUAUCUAGUUAAAAAAAAGAAGAAAUAUGUAGCAGAGAUACACAAGAAAGCAACUGUUUGUAGCAUGAGUUGUCAUCGGUUCGUCUGUGUGUGCAUUUCCAAAUAAAAAGGGCUACAGUUUUUUUUUUAUCAGAGAU